AUGGACUCACUCACAUUUGCCACAUUGCACACGGCUUAUGCUGAUGAAUGGAUGUCCAUCGCAUUCUUGCCAAGUGUUAAACAGACGUUCAAUGUGGAGAAUAACUUUUAUGACUUGUCAACAUUAGAGUUGGAUUUGAAAAAGGACUCAAUCCAUCAUCUACCAAUAGCCGAGGCAAUAUUGACAAUUGAUCGCCAGUUCCAAUCGAUGAAGUGUGCAUUGGAGCGUGCUUUGGCCGAUACCACCAGCUCCGAACAGGAUCGUCGCGCACUCAUCGAGACACACAUCAGCUCAUUCACCUCAUUCAUUGAUAAUGAGAUUGCGCUCCUGGAGAAGGCCAUUACGGACAUUGGUGGCAAACCGCCACAUAAACAACAGUUGGAGACAUGUCGUAUUACAAUGGCAAGGUAUAAUCCCAAGUCGUUGGAUGGAGCAUUGGCCGCCUACAUGGGACCCAUAGCACUGCUCUGGAAGGAGUUCAACAAUGUAUUGGCCAAGUACGACAUGGCCGAGCGUGACUUUUACUAUCAAUCAACAAUCUCCAACUUGGCAUACAGCGUAGUAGAGUGGAGGAUCAUAAUGGCAAACUCUCAAAAGAUAAUCAACGAGGACAGGAAGGUGAAGCGCGUCAACAUCUACGACCAGUUGCUCAAUACUUAUAUAUCAUCGCCAGUUAAGAUCAGGAACAAGGAGAGUCAGCCUGGGGCAGAGGACUCGGCUGGGUCACCAAUGGCGUUCACGCCACCAAGGGCAGAGAGUCCAUUACCUGACGAAUCGACGUCCGACACCGAGUCUACAACAACACAAACAACUACUACUACAUCAACAUCAGCGCAACAACAAACACCUCAACUACCAACUGUACAAACUACAUCACCUCCUGUAACAACAUCAACAUCACCUCUUUCAACAAGUCCUCCUCAACCUCCCAUAUCAACCCUCUCAGCCUCACUCAAUCUCGUGUCCUCAGGCCAAUCACUCAUUCAAUCAGCCUUUCAUCUUCAACCAAACUCAUUGCCAACUCAAUCACUUCUCCAACAUCCAACAAUCUUGGUAGGUUCCCCUACACAAAGAGGAGCAGGUCAACAACAGAUAGCACCUGAUCGUGUGGUCUCGGUUGGAUGGCAAAAGGCAACUCCAAAGAAUGCAGGUGGCGGACAACCUAUUACAGGAUCACUAAGCAAUAGUGAUGGACUUCAACUGUCAACAUCAACAACAGCAGCCAACAUAUGUCAGAGUCCACGAACAGCUGCUACCAACUUGUUACUCGAGACCAUCACAAGAGGAUCGACCAAUAGUGCCGUAUCCAAACAAGGUUGGAUGCGCAAACGUGGCAACAACAUCAAGACAUGGAAGAGGCGUUACUUCAUCCUGGAUACAAGGAAGCAUAUGUUAUUCUAUUAUCAUGUCUCUCCUCAACAUGCCAACAACACAAGCACUACUGCCGUCAUCAACAAUCUCUCAACUCAACCAACAAUGUUUGAACUUGAUGACAUUGAUGCGGCUUCCCCAAACAUUGUCGAUGGUGCAGCAUCCAACGCCAACUACAACACCAACAACCCAUCAAUGGAUCAACUUAAGUAUAAGGGCGUGAUUGAUCUGCAUCGCGUUGCCCUUGUAGCUCCAAAGUCCAGCGUCGCCAACGACAACAAGAAUGCAGGAUUACCAUCAUCCCCAUCCAAAGAUGUGCCGAAUGCUGUUGCAGACCAAGGAAGCUUCAACGUCGUCAUUCAUACACCAAAACGAGUGUGGCAUCUAUGUUGCGAGUCAGCCAAGUCCAUGGAAGAGUGGCUAGUGGCCCUACGAAGCGCAAGUUUGAUUGAUUGA
Messenger RNA from Acytostelium subglobosum LB1, 1827 nucleotides. RefSeq lists its product as hypothetical. NCBI's taxonomy places the organism in Eukaryota, Evosea, Eumycetozoa, Acytosteliales, Acytosteliaceae. The record is from RefSeq and is a predicted model, not a curated record. The transcript has a single exon. The coding region runs from base 1 to 1827 and encodes 608 amino acids.